AUGGUCAAAUCCGAACCAAAAAUGUGGAAAACCCAACUUCUAAUCGCUAUUCUUUAUAUCCCUUCGGUUUUUCAAAUAAGUAAUAUUUUUACUCAAGAUGUUCCAGAGAGUGUGGCAAAAAGUAUGAUUCUAGAAUAUUUUCCGAGUUAUGAUUUGAGUGAACUUACUGUAACUGCUUGUAAAUCAGUGUGGGAUUUCACAGUGUUAUUUUGUACAGUUCAUAUAGUUGGUGCUAGUAUUCCAAUCGCUUUUGGUAUUGUAAUGCUGAGAAAUCGGAUUAUAGCAAAGCUUAAUGAUUCAGGGCAUGCAACAUCAGAACAUUCUAAACGUCUACAGCUCCAGCUUCUAAGAGUUAGUUCAUAAACUGAAUUAUAAUAGAUCAAAUAACACUUUUCAGGCUCUAACAUUCCAAGCGUGUAUCCCAGUAUUCUACCUCUGGGGUGGUUUAUGCUUUAUGAUUCAACAAUGGAACUUUAUCAAUAACGCUCUACCGCAAUACGUAAUGUUCUGCUGCUUCAUCCUUGUUCCAAUUCUCAAUCCAAUGUCUUCUUUCAUUUUUAUCACACCCUACCGCAAUUUCUUCAUGUCAAGACUGAAGAAAACAUCAACAGUUACAUCAACAAAGGCUUCAACGAUUCUGACUAGUGAAACUAAUUGA
This is a messenger RNA of Caenorhabditis angaria, 658 nucleotides long. Lineage: Eukaryota; Metazoa; Nematoda; Chromadorea; Rhabditida; Rhabditidae. The record is from the annotation of a GenBank genome assembly.